Messenger RNA from Condylura cristata (star-nosed mole), 8006 nucleotides. RefSeq names its product multiple PDZ domain protein (gene MPDZ). Gene Ontology annotation, molecular function: protein binding. Bases 127 to 6366 code for a protein of 2079 amino acids. The record is from RefSeq and is a predicted model, not a curated record. The transcript is spliced from 48 exons. Lineage: Eukaryota; Metazoa; Chordata; Mammalia; Eulipotyphla; Talpidae.
GGAGAGUUCAAAAGAACAGAUGCUCAGAAAAGACUGCUUUCUGUUGGAUGACGGCAUGAUGUUGAGUUUCAUUUUAGUGGCUGUUUAUAAUCAUUGUAGAGAAGAAUACUGAACUUCAAAAAAAAAAUGUUAGAAACUAUAGACAAAAAUCGGGCCCUGCAGGCAGCAGAGCGUUUGCAAGCCAAGCUAAGAGAACGUGGAGAUAUAGUAAAUGAAGACAAAUUGAACCUUCUGAAGUCGGUUUUGCAGAGUCCACUCUUCACUCAGAUUCUGAACCUCCAGACUUCUGUACAGCAGCUGAAAGACCAGGCAAGCAUUACAGGUUCUGCAAUUUCAAAUAUUGACUAUGCCCACGUCCCCCCUAUUGGCCCAGCUGUAAUUCCUGCUCUGCAAAAUGAAACCUUUUUAUCUUCCCUAAAUAAUGGAAAUCUGGAAGCACCAACAAGAUCUGGUUCUCCGUACAUCAGUGGGAAACCUGCUUGUGAUGAAUUUGAUCAACUGAUAAAAAACAUGGCCCAGGGUCGCCAUGUAGAAAUUUUUGAACUUCUCAAACCUCCUUGUGGGGGCCUCGGUUUUAGUGUUGUGGGACUAAGAAGUGAAAACCGGGGAGAAUUGGGAAUAUUUGUGCAAGAGAUCCAAGAGGGCAGUGUGGCUCACAGAGAUGGAAGAUUGAAGGAAACUGAUCAAAUCCUUGCAAUCAAUGGCCAGGCACUUGAUCAGACAAUCACACAUCAGCAGGCUAUCAGCAUCCUGCAGAAAGCCAAAGAUAACGUCCAGCUAGUUAUUGCAAGAGGCUCAUUGCCUCAGAUCAUUAGUCCCAUCAUUUCCCGUUCUCCAUCUGCAGCCAGUACAGUGUCAGCUCACUCUAAUCCGGUUCACUGGCAACAUGUGGAAACUAUUGAGUUGGUGAAUGAUGGAUCUGGUCUGGGAUUUGGGAUUGUAGGAGGAAAAUCAACUGGUGUGAUUGUAAAAACUAUCCUGCCUGGCGGAGUAGCUGAUCAGCAUGGACGAUUGUGUAGUGGAGACCACAUUUUAAAGAUUGGUGACACAGAUCUAACAGGAAUGAGCAGUGAACAAGUAGCACAAGUACUCAGACAAUGUGGAAAUAGAAUUAAAUUGAUGAUUGCAAGAGGUGCUAUAGAAGAACCAACCACAUCCACCUCUCUGGGCAUUGCCCUUUCCUCAUCCCCAUCAUCUACUCCAGAGAUGCGGGUCGAUGCUUCUACUCAGAAAAGUGAAGAAAGUGAGACAUUUGAUGUUGAACUCACUAAAAAUAUCCAAGGAUUAGGAAUUACUAUUGCUGGUUACAUUGGAGAUAAAAAAUUAGAACCUUCAGGAAUCUUUGUAAAGAGCAUUACAAAGAGCAGUGCUGUUGAACAUGAUGGAAGAAUCCAAAUUGGAGACCAAAUUAUAGCAGUGGAUGGCACAAACCUUCAGGGUUUUACUAAUCAGCAGGCAGUAGAAGUGUUGAGACACACAGGACAAACCGUGCACCUGACACUGAUGAGAAGAGGAAUGAAGCAAGAAGCUGAGCUCCCUUCAAGGGAGGACAUUACAAAAGAUAUGGUUUUAUCUCCUGUUGAUGUCAGCAUAAGUACAGAAAACCAUGAAAAAGAUGAAGACUCUUUAUCUUUGAGGAGAAGCACCAGCAUAUUACCAAUUGAAGAAGAAGGGUAUCCACUGCUGUCUGCUGAGAUAGAAGAGGUAGAAGAUGUACAGCAGGAGUCUGCUUUGCUGACAAAGUGGCAAAGGAUUAUGGGGAUUAAUUAUGAAAUAGUGGUGGCCCACGUGAGCAAAUUCAGUGAAAACAGUGGGUUGGGGAUAAGUCUGGAAGCAACAGUGGGGCAUCAUUUUAUUCGAUCUGUUCUACCAGAAGGUCCUGUUGGACACAGUGGGAAGCUUUUCAGUGGAGAUGAACUUUUGGAAGUGAAUGGCAUAACUUUGCUUGGGGAAAAUCACCAAGAUGUGGUGAAUAUUUUAAAAGAAUUGCCAAUAGAAGUGACAGUGGUGUGUUGCCGCCGAACUGUGCCCCCCUCCUCCCAAUCAGAAUUAGAUAGCCUGGACUUAUGUGAUAUUGAAUUAACUGAAAAGCCUCAUGUAGAUCUAGGUGAGUUCAUUGGAUCCUCAGAGACAGAGGAUCCUGUGCUGGCAGUGCCUGAUGUGGAAGAAGUACAAGGACCUUUGGCCAUGUGGGAGGCUGAUAUUCAGCACAUUGAGUUGGAAAAAGGGAGCAAAGGACUUGGGUUUAGCAUUUUAGAUUAUCAGGAUCCAGUUGAUCCAGCAAGCACCGUGAUUGUAAUUCGUUCUCUGGUGCCCAGUGGCAUUGCUGAAAAGGAUGGACGACUUCUUCCUGGAGAUCGACUUAUGUUUGUCAAUGAUACUAACUUGGAAAAUAGCAGUCUUGAAGAAGCUGUCCAGGCGCUGAAGGGUGCACCACCAGGGGUUGUGAGAAUAGGAGUUGCCAAGCCUUUACCUCUUUCACCAGAAGAAGGUUAUGUUUCUGCUAAAGAGGAGUCCUUUCUCUACCUGCCACACUCCUGCGAGGAGAGACUGGCUGACAAAGCCUUCUUCAGGGCUGACUUGGCUCUGGUGGACACAAAUGAUGACUUAGCAGAUGAAUCUACAUUUGAGUCUCAGUAUUCUCCUGAUAAUGACAGCAUCUACUCCACUCGAGCCUCCAUUUUCUCUCUUCAUGGCAGUGCCUCUAGUGACGGCCUGAACUAUGGUCCCUCCAUUCCAUCUUCUCCUCUCAAGGAUAUUGCUGAAAAUUCUUCAGAUCCAGUACUUGAUCUGCACAUGUCCUUAGAGGAACUGUAUAACCAAAAUCUCCUACAAAGACAGGAUGAGAGUCCUCCUUCAGUAGAGUUGAACAUGGGGCCUGCUUCUGGCUUUUCCUUGAAUGAUUAUGUACCUGCACAUGCUAUUGAGCAAUAUAAAUGUGAAAACACAACAGUGUGGAAUGAACCUCACCUACCAAAUGAAGUCAUAUCAAGCACAGAGCUUACUUCUGUACUCCCUGACUCAGUUGGAAAGGGCUCCGAAUUCUUCAUUCAGCAGAGUUCCCUGGCUUCUACUGCUGAGUGUGUCAUGCUUCAAAAUUUAUCUAAAGAGUCAUUCGAGAGAACUAUUGCUGUAGCGAAAGGCAAUUCGAGCCUGGGGAUGACAGUAAGUGCUAAUAAAGAUGGACUGGGGAUGAUUGUUCGAAGCAUUAUUCAUGGAGGUGCCAUUAGUAGAGAUGGUCGAAUUUCUGUUGGAGACUGCAUCUUAUCUAUUAAUGAAGAAUCUACUGUCAGUUUAAACAAUGCCCAGGCAAGAGCCAUGCUGAGAAGACAUUCUCUCAUUGGACCUGACAUAAAAAUUACUUAUGUGCCCACAGAACAUUUGGAGGACUUCAGAGUAAGUUUGGGACAACAAUCUAGAGGAAUAAUGGCAUUGGAUAUUUUUUCUUCAUAUGCUGGCAGAGACAUUCCAGAUCUACCGGAGCGAGAAGAAGGAGAGGGAGAAGAGAGUGAACUUCAAAAUGCAGCAUACAGCAAUUGGAAUCAGCCCAGACGGGUUGAACUUUGGCGAGAACCAAGCAAGUCUUUGGGCAUCAGCAUUGUUGGUGGAAGAGGGAUGGGAAGUCGUCUAAGCAAUGGUGAAGUGAUGAGGGGCAUUUUCAUCAAACAUGUUCUUGAAGAUAGUCCAGCUGGCAAAAAUGGAACUUUGAAACCUGGAGAUAGAAUAGUAGAGGUGGAUGGAAUGGACCUCAGAGAUGCAAGCCAUGAACAAGCUGUGGAAGCCAUUCGGAAAGCAGGCAACCCCGUAGUCUUUAUGGUACAGAGCAUUAUAAACAGACCAAGGAAAUCCCUUUUGCCUUCCUUGCCGCACAACCUUUACUCUAAGUUCAACUUCAGCAGCACUAACCCAUUUGCUGACUCUCUACCGUACAAGGCUGACAAGGAAUUACAGAAUUCAAGUAGAGUUCUCUUCCAUUGUUCUCCAACUAACCCUUUUGCCCCUACACCAUUUAAGGUACCCAGUCAGUCAGAAUCAGAGCCAGGAAAGGCUCCACUGUGCAGUGUGCCUCUGCCCCCUCCCUCAGAAUUUGCAGAAAUGAACAGUCAUCAUGCACAGUCGUCUGUAAGUGAAAUCUCAGAAGAUGUCGACAAAGAGGAUGAGUUUGGUUACAGCUGGAAAAAUAUCAGAGAGCGUUAUGGAACCCUAACAGGCGAGCUGCAUAUGAUUGAACUGGAAAAAGGUCGGAGUGGCUUGGGCCUGAGCCUUGCUGGGAACAAAGACCGAUCCAGGAUGAGUGUCUUUAUAGUGGGUAUUGAUCCUAAUGGAGCAGCUGGAAAAGACGGUCGAUUACAGAUUGCAGAUGAGCUUCUAGAAAUCAAUGGUCAAAUUUUAUAUGGAAGAAGUCAUCAGAAUGCUUCAUCAAUUAUUAAAUGUGCCCCUUCUAAAGUAAAAAUAAUUUUCAUCAGAAAUAAAGAUGCAGUGAGUCAGAUGGCUGUAUGUCCUGGAAAUUCAGUCGAACCUUUGCCUUCUCCCUCAGAGAAUCUUCAAAAUAAGGAGGCUGAACCAAGUAUUCCUACUUCUGAUGCACCUGUGGACCUCAAUUUGUUUAAGAAUGUGCAAUAUCUGGAACUUCCCAAGGAUCAAGGGGGUUUGGGCAUUGCUAUCAGUGAAGAAGAUACACUCCACGGAGUCAUCAUAAAGAGUCUAACAGAGCAUGGGGUAGCAGCCAGGGAUGGACGACUCAAAGUUGGAGAUCAGAUCUUGGCUAUCGAUGAUGAAGUUGUUGUUGGCCAUCCUGUUGAAAAGUUUAUUAGCCUUUUGAAAACAGCAAAGACAUCAGUGAAACUUACUAUUUGUGCUGAGAAUCCAGAUUCUGCUUCAACCACUGGAGAAAAAAGGAACAGCUCCCAGUCUGCAAUGGCCCCUCCACCUGGCUCCCAGGAACCAGAGUCUGUCCGAAGUACUAGCAGAUCUUCAACACCAGCAAUCUUUGCUUCUGAUCCUGCAACCUGCCCCAUUAUCCCAGGGUGUGAAACAACAAUUGAAAUUUCCAAAGGGCGAACAGGACUGGGCUUGAGCAUUGUUGGAGGGUCUGACACUCUUCUGGGUGCUAUUAUUAUCCAUGAAGUUUAUGAAGAGGGAGCAGCAUGUAAAGAUGGAAGACUUUGGGCUGGAGAUCAAAUUUUAGAGGUGAAUGGAAUUGACUUGAGAAAGGCCACCCAUGAUGAAGCAAUAAAUGUCCUGAGACAGACACCACAAAGAGUGCGUCUCACUCUCUACAGAGACGAGGCUCCAUAUAAAGAGGAGGAUGUUUAUGACACCCUCACCAUUGAGCUGCAGAAGAAGCCAGGAAAAGGUCUGGGAUUAAGUAUUGUUGGCAAAAGAAAUGACACUGGAGUAUUUGUAUCAGACAUUGUCAAAGGAGGAAUCGCAGAUGCUGAUGGCAGACUGAUGCAGGGAGACCAGAUAUUAAUGGUGAAUGGAGAAGAUGUCCGUAAUGCCACUCAGGAAACUGUAGCUGCUUUGCUAAAGUGUUCCCUAGGCACAGUAACCUUGGAAGUUGGAAGAAUCAAAGCUGCCGCAUUUCAUUCGGAGAGGAGGCCUUCUCAAGUGAGCCAGAUGAGUGAAGGCAGCCUGUCAUCAUUCACUUUUCCACUUUGUGGAUCCAGUACCUCUGACUCACUGGAAAGUAGCUCAAAGAAGAAUGCACUGGCAUCAGAAAUACAGGGAUUAAGAACAGUUGAAAUAAAAAAGGGACCUACAGACUCAUUGGGAAUCAGCAUUGCUGGAGGAGUGGGCAGCCCGCUUGGAGAUGUUCCUAUAUUUAUCGCAAUGAUGCAUGCAAAUGGAGUUGCAGCUCAGACCCAGAAACUAAGAGUUGGAGAUAGGAUUGUCACAAUCUGUGGAACAUCCACUGAGGGGAUGACUCACACCCAAGCAGUUAACUUAUUGAAAAGUGCCCCUGGCUCCAUUGAAAUGCAGGUGGUUGCUGGAGGAGAUGUGAGUGUGGUCACAGGUCAUCAACAGGAACCUGCCAGUUCUGGACUUUCUUUCACUGGCUUGACAUCCAGUAGUAUAUUUCAGGAUGAUUUAGGACCUCCUCAAUGUAAGUCUAUUACUUUAGAUCGAGGACCAGAUGGUUUAGGCUUCAGUAUAGUAGGAGGAUACGGCAGCCCUCAUGGAGACUUACCCAUUUAUGUCAAAACAGUGUUUGCAAAGGGAGCAGCUUCCGAAGAUGGGCGUCUAAAAAGGGGUGAUCAGAUCAUUGCUGUCAACGGGCAGAGUCUAGAAGGGGUGACCCAUGAAGAAGCUGUCGCCAUCCUUAAGCGGACAAAAGGCACUGUCACUUUAAUGGUUCUGUCCUGAAUUUGCAGCCGGAAUUGAGCCAUCUGAACACCUCACUCAACCUCCCACUCUUUUGGGAGACUGGAGCUGCUCUUGUGGAAUAUGGAAUACUGUUCCCCUGCUGUUUUCUUUGGGAUCAUCAGAACUAUAGGGGAUAAUUCCCUUAAUUUAAGUUUGUUUUUCUCAUGUGGAAGUGAUUUUCUUUCUAACUACCUAGCAUCAUUUUCCAUUCCCCUUGAAGUUAGCAAACGCAAAAGUCAAAGAGGAUACUUUGAAUAAGUAAACCCAGUCUUUCUUUGUAAAGAUAGCUGAUAUCUUAUAGUCAUCUAGGCAAAAAUUAUUAUGUGCUAAACAAAAUAGAGAAAAAAAUAAUUCUGAAGCUAGUGGAAGCAUGAAUUAGGUUGAAAAUUAAAAUGUUAAAUAAAGAAGAAUAUCUUGAAUUUUAUAAAAAUGCUUCAUUUUUAUCAGUCCACAUGCUUUCCCUAUUUUCCCCUAAAAAAAGGAAAUUUUUUCUAUUAACGCUUUUUAAAAAUACUCUAUUUGAUAAUUUAGACAUUAUAGAAAUUGCAUCCCCCCACUUCACAUACACAUAUUUUUCUCCUAAAAUAAGUUUCUAAGAUUGAGUAAAUAGUAAAUAUAUUUCUAAGCUUGUAAAGAAAACAUGUAAUGCAAUCUUUGUUCACCUUCAUUUUUAAUCUAACAAAAUAUUUUCAUAUUUCUGGUGAGUAAAAUUAUAAUAUCCUGUGCUGUUUUCUUUGGAAAGCAACCAUGUUAACCAUGAAGAAAUGUUGCAGCCUUACAGAAUAGUGCUGCUGGUUUUAACUGACACACCACUAAAAAUAUGUCAGCACACUGUUCAAUUGGUUUUCAAUUAGUAUUAAUCUAAUGACAAAAAAAGCAACAUGUUAGUAAUUAUUUUGGUUGUGUGCCAUUAGUAAAUUGAUAGAAAAAUUAAGGAAAUUAACAUAAUUUCAUUUCAUUGCUUUAUAUCAACAUCUUAUAAUACAAUAGUUUAAGACUAAAGGAAACAGAUGGAGCUGUUUAUUGAGACAACUGGUGAGAAAUUAUCAUGUGUUCAUUCCUAUUUUAGAGCAUAAAACUCCUACAUUAGAAUAUAUAAAGUCACUUUAAAUAUUAUCUAUAUUUGCAACAGAAGUAGUGUACAGAUAUUUUAUUACAGCACUUUUGUGUAAAUGCAGAAUCAAAGUGAAUAAAGAAGAAAUUUCAUGCUGCACAAAUAAAGAAACAGGCAUUUUUUUAUUCUUUUUACUGGGGAAAAACUUUAUUAUAUUUUCAAGAUUUACAGUUUAAAAUUGGUUUUCAGUAUGUCUCACUGAACAUAUGGUAUCCAUAGUUACAGCUGAGAAACUUUGGAUAACAUAAUUAUGAAAAGCUCAAUAUUGUUUAAGUCCAGAAUUUUUACUAAUAGCAAAGACUUAUACAUGCUUCAUGGAACAUAAAAAGAUAAACAACUUUGUUGAAAGAAUAUUCACCUGUAUAUAUUUAUCUGAGAUUCUUUUACUGCAAUAAUAUUAUAAGUUGUUUUCAAGAACUAAAGUGUGUUAGAUGACAAAAAUUUAUAAUGGAAAUUGUUUUUAUUAAUAAAAAUUAAAAGUCUGACUUGAACACUGAGCAAGGAACUGGGAAACCUUGUUCUGCCA